Molecule: messenger RNA, 2150 nt
Organism: Psammomys obesus (fat sand rat)
Lineage: Eukaryota; Metazoa; Chordata; Mammalia; Rodentia; Muridae
Gene: Glis1
Product: GLIS family zinc finger 1
Exons: 8
Coding region: 1-1869 (622 amino acids)
Biological process (GO): regulation of transcription by RNA polymerase II
Cellular component (GO): nucleus
Molecular function (GO): RNA polymerase II cis-regulatory region sequence-specific DNA binding; DNA-binding transcription factor activity, RNA polymerase II-specific
Source: RefSeq, a predicted model, not a curated record
AUGGCCAGUGCCCACACACCCCUGCCCACCCACUGCCGGGCCCCAUCUUCAUCGGGCCUGCACUCAGACCUGGACUUCCCAGGCCGAGGCCUCACCAACCCCGCAUCUUCCUGCUACCUUCUGGGCAGUGAACCCAUCUCAGGCCUGGGUCCCCAGCCGGAGGCCCACCUCCCUGAAGGCAGCCUGAAGCACUGCUGCCUCCUGGGCCUGCCCCCCGCCUCUUCAGCCUCCCCCUCCCCCUGUGCCUCCUCCGACGUCAGUCCUGCCAUCCACUCCUCCCAGACGGCUCUUGUCAGUUGUGUAAAUGGACUCCGAAACCCACCUCUGCCAGGAGACCUGGGCCCCCCUCCCAAGCGAUCUCGGCCUGGGCCUGGGCCUGGGCCUGCAUCCGGUGACAGCCACGAGGGCGGCUUGCAGCUUGAAGCGUGCCGGAAGUCAGGCUUCCUGAAGCAGGAGCCCGUGGACGAGUUCUCGGAGCUCUUCGCCCCUCACCAGCAGGGCUUGCCGCCCCCCUACCCCCUGCCUCAGUUGCCGGCUGGCCCCAGCCUUGGCGGCCUAGGGCUCAGCCUGGCAGGCAGGAUGGCGGCCGGGAGGCAGGCGUGCCGCUGGGUGGACUGCUGCGCGGCCUACGAGCAGCAGGAGGAGCUGGUGCGGCACAUCGAGAAGAGCCACAUCGACCAGCGCAAGGGCGAAGACUUCACCUGCUUCUGGGCGGGCUGUGUGCGGCGAUACAAGCCCUUCAACGCCCGCUACAAGCUGCUCAUCCACAUGAGGGUGCACUCGGGCGAGAAACCCAACAAGUGCAUGUUUGAAGGCUGCAGCAAAGCCUUCUCCCGCCUGGAGAACCUGAAGAUCCACCUGCGGAGCCACACGGGCGAGAAGCCGUACCUGUGCCAGCACCCAGGCUGCCAGAAGGCCUUCAGCAACUCCAGCGACCGUGCCAAGCACCAGCGUACCCACCUCGACACGAAGCCAUAUGCUUGCCAGAUCCCCGGCUGCUCCAAGCGCUACACGGACCCCAGCUCCCUCCGCAAGCACGUGAAGGCCCACUCGGCCAAAGAGCAGCAGGUGCGUAAGAAGCUGCACACGGGUGCCGACGCAGAGGCUGACGUUCUGUCCGAGUGCCUGGCACUGCAGCAACUCCACGCAGCCACACCUUUGCCUGCCAGCAGGGGGAAGGGCGGCCAAACCCUGAGCCAGGAGCUACUCCCAGGUGUGUAUGCUGGCUCCAUCACCCCACAAAAUGGACUCGCUUCGGGCAUCCUGUCCCCCUCCCAUGACGUCCCUUCCAGGCACCACCCUCUGGAGGUCACCACUGGUUCCCACCACCACCUGUCUCCCCUACCCACAGCUGAGAGCACCAGGGAUGGCCUGGGGCCUGGCCUCCUCUCACCCAUGGUCAGCCCGCUGAAGGGGCUCGGUCCCCCACCUCUGCCGACGUCCUCCCAGAGUCAGUCUCCAGGGGGACAGUCAUUCUCUGCACUCCCCAGCAAGCCGACCUACCCACCCUUCCAAAGCCCACCGCCACCUCUGCCCAGCCCCCAAGGCUACCAAGGCAGUUUCCACUCCGUCCAGAAUUGCUUUCCCUAUGGCGACUGCUACCGGACCACUGAGCCAGCAGCCUCCAGGGACGGACUAGUGGGUGAUGCCCAUGGCUUCAACCCCUUGCGACCCAACGCCUACUCCAGCCUCGGCGCACCGUUGCCUGCCCCAGGCUACGAGGCCCUGGCAGAAACCCCGUGUCCUGCACUGCAACCACAGCCGUCUGAAGACCUGGUAUCCAGCGGUCCCGAGGACUGUGGCUUCUUCCCCAACGGGGCCUUUGACCACUGCCUGAGUCACAUCCCCCCCAUCUACACAGACACCUGAAGGAGGCCCGCUGCACCUGCCUGGCUGGCUCCUGACACUACUUCACCUGCUUGCCAUGGGCCCUGGUGCUUGCCACAAGGGGCAGCGAGGCCGCACCGCAGGGGAAGCUCCCCUCCUCGGAGGGCUGUCUGGCCUCAGAGCUGCCUGCCAGGAACUGUGGCCCUGUGACAGUGUCUUGGCUUUUUCCCCCUCUCUCCUCCUAAGGUUCUCAAAUCACGGACCUCGUGUAUAUACAAUGUACAGGACCUCUUUUCCACCUCCUAUGAGUUUUAUAUUUUUGG